Messenger RNA from Pristis pectinata (smalltooth sawfish), 9535 nucleotides. RefSeq names its product Ral GTPase activating protein catalytic subunit alpha 1 (gene ralgapa1). The transcript is spliced from 41 exons. Gene Ontology annotation, molecular function: GTPase activator activity. Gene Ontology annotation, biological process: regulation of small GTPase mediated signal transduction; positive regulation of GTPase activity. Gene Ontology annotation, cellular component: nucleus; cytoplasm. NCBI's taxonomy places the organism in Eukaryota, Metazoa, Chordata, Chondrichthyes, Rhinopristiformes, Pristidae. The record is from RefSeq and is a predicted model, not a curated record. The coding region runs from base 486 to 8204 and encodes 2572 amino acids.
GAGCGACUCAACGUGCAGGACUACAAAGCCCGAAAACCUCAGCGACGGGCGCCCGUAAAUAGUGGGAAAGCAGCCUUGAUUAAGCAGUAACCGAGCAGUCGAUAGACAAGAACCAGAGGCUGGGGUUAUGAAGCAUUUCAGAGCAGCUAGCUCGCGUUGUAGGGUAACUGUCUGAAGUGGAAGUACGUUGCGAUAUGAAGGCUGGAGUCAGAAUGCUAGUGGGUUUUGCCGGCUGCUCGAAAUUCUCUGGUUUCGAUGAAGCGUGCCGGUUGUUUGUCCUGCUGAAGUCGGCCAUGUUGGCGGCUGACGGUUGAUGCUGGGCAGUGUUCGCUCGGGGCCGCGGCCGCUUACAUGGGGCUGCGCUUUCCACACGCUCUCUCGGUUAUGAGGAGUUUCUUAGGUUGUGACUUUGAUCUUUAUUUCGCAUAAAACUUUAAAGCAGCAAAAGAAAACGGUGCGUCUGGCGCUUUAACUCAAGGAGCGGAAUGUUUUCUAAAAAAACUCACGGCGACGUGAAGAAAUCGACACAGAAAGUCUUGGAUCCGAAGAAAGAUGUCCUGACUAGAUUAAAGCAUCUGAGGGUUGUCAUAGAAAACUCUGAACCAAAUGAUUUGAAGCCAUUCUUUGAUCAAACAUAUUCACACAUUUACUAUGUAUUCUUUGAAAAUUUUGUGACCAUUGAAGCCAGCCUAAAGCAAAAAGGUCACAAAUCACAGAGGGAAGAAUUGGACUCUAUUCUUUUUAUUUUUGAGAAAAUUUUGCAACAUCUUCCAGAAAGAAUUCAGACAAGAUGGCAGUUCCACAGCAUAGGCUUGAUUUUAAAGAAACUCCUUCAUGUUGGGAACUCCCUGAAGAUUCGAAGGGAAGGUGUGCGCCUCUUUUUGUUAUGGAUGCAAGCACUCCAACACAAUUGCACUGAAGAACAGCUGCUGAUUUUUGCCUGUCUUAUUCCUGGCUUUCCAGCUCUGCAAUCUGAGCAUGGGCCUCGAACACUAGACAAUCUAAUUAACUCUCCGCUUCAUCUUCAGGAAACUCAAGUCACUCCAGAGGAAAUCACUCCUCUUGUACCCCCACAAUCAGGAGAUAAAGGACAAGAUGAUCUUACGAGCUACUUUCUUGAUGCUCUGCUAAAAUAUAUGGCAAAGGGAUUAGAAUGGAAAGACAAAGGAAAUCAGGAGAAAGGGUUUGCAUUCUUAUUUGCAAAUUUCAAGAAGUACUAUCUGCCUCACAUAUUUCCCAAUUUUUCAAGAGAGACCAGCUUAUUUAAUCCAAUACUUGAUGUUCCACAAUUAAGAUCAAAACCAUAUUAUGUGAUAACAAAGAAAGACCCAGAAACUAAUGAAGCAACGUAUUGUACUAAAGAUGCAUUUUUAUCAGCUCGUGUUUCUGUCAUCCGAUGGUUGGUAUCUUUCUGGUUUGAGCCAAAAGUUAAUCCAGGGCUUCAGAUUCCUGGAAUUGAAGGUGAAAGUGUACCAAAGAACAUUCAGAGAGCAGCUGCUGGUUUAGCUGCUCGGGAGGAUGGCUCUUGUCGUGCAGACUCUGGAGAUGGUAGCACAGAACUGGAACAGUCGCAUUCUAACACCAGUACCUUAACUGAACGUGAACCCAGUUCAUCUAGUUUGUGUAGUGUUGAUGAAGAACAUCUAACAGAUAUGGAAAUAGUGCGGAAAGUUUUUUAUUCCUCAAGGGAGAAUGUCAAUUUUAUUAUUGAAGUUUUUCGACAGGCUUUUCUGCUGCCUAUCUGUGAAGCUGCAGCCAUGAGAAGAGUUGUUAAGGUUUAUCAAGAGUGGAUUCAGCAAGAGGAUAAGCCUGUAUUUAUGAAAGAGGCUGAGGACUUGGGUUAUUCCCCUUCAACAAGUGUCAUAAAUUUAGUUAGUGCUGGAGAACAAAGAGGCUCUUAUCCACCAGAAAAAAAGGAGCAGGAGGAGGAUAAAGUAACCAAAGUAUCAGGCCAUGUUAGGAAUCCAAGCUGGACAAGAAAUUCAUCCUACCAGAAUGCAAUUAAUAAAGCACCUGAAUCAGAAGAAGAAGACAGAAAUGUGUAUGCAGGCGUUCAAGCAUCAUUGCAGGUCUUUAUAACAAACUCUGCAAAUAUAUUGCUACUGGAACCUGCCAAUGAAAUUGGGGCCCUUUUGGAUGAGCAUGUAGAUAUGUGUAAACGUGUUCUCAACAUUUACAGAUACAUGGUUGUCCAUACAACAAUGAACAAGAAAACCUGGGAGCAACUGUUGCUGAUUAUGUUGAGGAUUACAGAAUCUGUUAUGAAGCGACCACAGCAAGCUCUGCCACUGUCUCAAGGGAGAAAAAAUUCUCUGUUAGCAGGACGACUUGCUACACCGCUCUUUCGGACACUCAUAGUGGCCUGGAUCAAAGCAAAUUUGGAUGUGUAUGUUUCCCGGGACCUAUGGGAUGAACUAUUGGUGGUUUUGUCAUCACUUACAUGCUGGGAAGAACUGAUCACUGAAUGGGCAAUGACAAUGGAAACCUUGACCAAAGUAUUAGCUCGGAACUUGUACAAUCUAGACUUGCAUGAUCUGCCUUUAGAUAAAUUGAGUGAACAAAAACAGAAAAAACACAAAGGAAAAGGUGGUAGUCAUGGAUGUCAGAGGACUGCCGUUGAUAAAUCAUUUUCAAGAGGUUGGAGCCGUGAUCAACCUGGACAAGGUCAAAUGAGGCAACGAAGUGCAACCACUGCUGGUUCUCCCGGAACAGAAAAAGCAAGAAGCAUAGUACGACAAAAAACUAUAGAUCUUGAUGAUGUCCAAAUUUUGGCAAGGCCUACUCGAAUAAGGCAUUAUUCUCAGAGUGAAGAAAAUGCCUCUGAAGUAUUCAGCACUGCACGUGAAGAGCAGGCAAUGCCACGAAGCAGCAGCACAUCAGACAUAAUGGAACCAUUCAUAGCUGAAAGAGCUAAAGGUGCAGUUCCUGUCAUUGACAGCUCAUCAGUUCCUUCAAGUUUGCAAAGCUCUGCUGAGAUGUUCUCAUUAUCUAGGUCCAUUGAAACUCACUUUACAGAUGCACAAAGUACAGAAGGCUCUCUGGAAGUCGGUGAUAGUAUUUAUGAUCAUCUUUGUCAUGUAGAUGUAGAAGCUGUAGCACCUUAUUAUGAGUACAGUCAGCACACAGUAGAUGACAGUGAGCCAGACUUGCUGUCCUCCAUACAGAAAUAUUUUAAUGAGACUAUUCAAGAGUCUGAGCAUACCCAACAGAAAUUGGGGAAAGAUAAAACUAGUGUUCCUUUAAAUGAAGAUAAUGAGUUGAUGGUAGGUGAGAUGGAUUUGGACUGUGUGGGACUAGUAAGAAUGUACAGUGCUUAUGGCCAGGAUGUGAUUUUGGGAGGGGAAACUGACACACAGGUAAAAAUGCGAGACUUCGAAAAUGCUGAAAACUCUCUUCCGUGUCCAGAAGAGGAUUUUUUGAGUAUUGAUACAUUUUCUACUGGAGAAAAUAAGGUACCAGAGACUAAUAUUGAACAGCAUAAUUGCAAACAAGUUGAAAGCUUUGACCAGGGAAUUUCAUCAAAGAUGGAGUCAGAAAAUCCAGAUUGCAAACAGAGGAGAAAAGUCUUUACUCGCCAGAAGGCAACUGAGGUAGAACGUGGAAAUAUGGUAUUAUCAACGAAUCAUCAUAGGUCCAUGCAGAAUUUCAACAAAGUAGCAGGUCAUAGUAAAAGGAAGCAGCUAGCUGAUGCAAAUUAUCAAACUUCAAAUGUCACUGAACUUGCCAGUGAGAUAACUGAUGCAUAUAGCAUGUAUUCAAAUAAAAUUCCACAUGGUACCACAAUUACUGACCCACUUGCAGCUUUAAGUGCACAAAAUCCUACAGCUAACCAAGAAAUCACUGCAGCAUCACCAGAGACACAGUUCUUAAGCAUAGCAAAUAAGAAAAAGAAUGGGAGCUUGCAUGUUAGUUUUAGUCCGUCUACUGAGUCUGUGCAGUUCUACAGCCCAUUGGACAGUAAGGAAGCUCACUGGAAGUUCAGGCUUCGAAGACUUAGUGGUUUCAGCAGUGGUUCAUCGGCGCCAACUGAUUCAGUGAAACCUGGUGUCUAUAGACUUCUAGACACUAGAGUUUCUCAAAAUGAAUGCAAGAACCGGAAGUCAACAUUGAUUACUGCUGCAAAUGUCCCAAUACUGAAGGGAAGUACAGGUGCUAGUCAGGUGGCUGGUCAUGAAACAAUCAGGUCCUGUAGCUUACAGGAAUCAGUGCAGCAGCAAAGUUCCCUAGGUGGUGUUUAUAGAACUGUCGUACACGCUUUUUCAAAGUCGAAGGCAAAUGUUUCCCCACAGAGGCAGAGAAAAGUACCAGCAGAGGCUCCACUGAGGGAUCUGUACAGUCAUGUUUUGGGAUAUUUUGGAAGGAAAGUUGCAGUCAACAAGGAGGAGCCUAAUCAAAAACCUCGACCUUUCAGCACUGAUAUUGGAAAUAGUAGUAAUCCCAACAUUAGUGAUCUUAUGGAUGAGUUUAUAGCAGAAAGAUUACGAACUGGUACUUCAGUGAAUAUUUUGAGAAGAGGAAGCAGUCCUGGUAGUUUGGAAGUGCCAAAGGACCUUCCUGAUUUGUUGAACAGACAGAAUCAGACACGACCUGUCGAUGACCCUGGCGUCCCAUCUGAGUGGACAUCCCCAGCCAGUGCUGGAAGCAGUGAUCUCGUUAGUUCUGAUAGCCAUUCAGAUUCUUUCAAUGCUUUUCAAUAUGAUGGACAAAAAUUUGAGAGCUUUUGCUUCGGCAGUGAAGCCAUUUCUACCUUGUACACUGAAGCAGAUCCAGGACCUCCACGACAAAGUGCUGAGGAACAAGAAUUGGCAAGUUUAACUGCUAUGCACAUUAAUUCUGAAACGAGCAGCCUCAAUCUACAGACAGCGUCUGCUGACACAGUCACAAUCACAGGCUCUGAGAGUGCUUCUCCAACUCAUUCAAAUCCCUGCUCAAGAUCUCAGACACCCUCUCCAUCCACUUUGAAUGCUGAUCCAGUAGAUCAAAAAGAUUUGCCACUGGAUGAAAAAUUGCACCAUUCAGUCUUGCAGACUCCAGAUGACUUGGAAAAUAGUGAGUUUCCAAAUGAAGAUUGCAGUGUGAUGGCAGGUGGGAGUCUCAAAGGGUGGCAUGAAGAUGUUGCCACAGUUAUGUGGAGACGAAUGCUUGGCAUUUUGGGUGAUGUGAACUGCAUUAAGGAUCCUGAAAUUCAUGCACAAGUCUUUGACUAUUUGUGUGAACUCUGGCAGAAUUUGGCCAAGGUGAGAGAUAAUCUUGGAAUUACAAUAGACAAUCAGACCUCCCCACCUCCUUCAGUUUUGAUACCACCUCUCAGAAUUCUAACUCCAUGGCUUUUUAAGGCAACAACAUUACCAGAAAAAUACAAACAAGGAAAGCUUCAUGCAUAUAAGCUUAUCUGCAAAAUUAUGAAACGCCGUCAAGAUGUUUCACCCAAUUCUGAUUUCUUGGUUCACUUCUAUAAUAUUAUGCACAGUGGACUCCUAAAUCCUGAUCAGGAUAUAGUGAAUACUAUCAUCAAGCAUUGUUCUCCAAGGUUCUUUUCUAUUGGAUUGCCUGGUGCUACCAUGCUAAUUUGGGACUUUAUAGUUGCUGCCAGCAAAGUGACCUUCUCCUCUUCACUCAAUGCUCCAAGAGUUGAAGCUCAGAUUCUUCUGGGUUCUUUAGUUUGUUUCCCAAAUUUAUAUGAUGACCUCCCUACGUUACAACCUUCUCUUACUGAUAUUUUAUCCACAAAAUGUAAUGAUGUUAAGGAACUUGUAAUUAAGAGUAUUUUAAAGUCAGCAAGGGAAGAACCUUCUGGGCCAGCUAGAUGUGUUGCACUAUGCAGCCUUGGCAUUUGGCUUUGUGAAGAGUUAGUACAUGGCACUCAACAUCCUCAGAUCAAAGAUGCUCUAAAUGUAAUUUGUGUAACCUUAAAGUUCCCAAACAAAGCUGUUGCACAAGUGGCUUGUGAUAUUUUACAUCUAUUGAUCAAUUAUGUGGACAAGUUGCAGAAUUAUCCACCAGAUUCUCCGAAAAAGAUUCUUGAGAUUUUGAUGGCAACAAUUACCUACCUACUGCCAAGCACUGAAGUAUCCCCACAUGAACAAGAUAAAAGGCUAGUAGUAUCCUUAUUGCUGUGCCUUUUGGACUGGUGUAUGGUGCUGCCUUUGAAAACACUGCUACAAGUUGUCCAAGCUGCAGGACAAGAUAAGGACAAUUCAGACAAAUCUAUCCUCAGUUGCAUUUACAAGGUGCUGCAUAGCUGUGUGUAUGGAGCUCAGUACUUAAGUAAUCCUAGAUACUUUCCUCUGAACUUGUCAGAUCUAGCCUCUGUUGAAUAUGAUCCAUUCUUACAUUUGGAAAGCUUGAAAGAACCAGAACCUUUGCACUCUCCUGACUCCGAACGCUCAUCAAAACUCCAAACUGUCACUGAAGUGAGGAGUCGCAUUCAGCAAGGCUUGAUUUCAGUUGCUGCCCGGACUGUGAUAAUACAUUUGGUAAAUCAUGUUGGCCAUUAUCCAUUGAGUGGUGGCCCAGCAAUGCUGACCAGUUUGAUAAGUGAAAACCAUGACAAUCCCUUCACUGACUGUACUGAGCUUUCCCCUGAACUCUUUGAGAAUCCAAAUCUCCAGUUUUUUGUGUUGAACAGUUCCACUCUUAUCUCAUACUUGGAAAUCCCUGUUGAGGGUAAUAUCCCUGGAGGAGGGAUGUCAGCUGGACUCUCAACAGCUACCUCAAAUGUUAGAGUUGUGAUGCGUGAUAUAUCUGGUAAGUACUCCUGGGAUUCUGCAAUUCUAUAUGGGCCACCUCAUUGCUGUCAACAAAGGCAAAUUGCUCACCAGUUCACAAAUCUUCAUAAAGAAGAACAAAUGGCAGAACCUGUCUUCAGUGAGACAGACAUUACUGAUGCUGAUUUAAGAGAAUAUUUGGUACCUCAAACAAAAAGAAGAUGCAGAGAAAUGGUGCCAUCUUGGGAUGUAAUUCAUGAUGAUGAAGAUGCCUUGGAUGAGAUGCUGCAAUAUCUGGGUUCCACCAGUCCAGAAUGUCUCCAGAGAGCUGGUGUGCAACUUAAUAUCCCUGCUUCCCCUCCAGUUUGUAUUUCAGAAAAACAGGAAAAUGAUGUAAUCAACGCAAUCCUAAAACAGUACACUGAAGAGGAAGAAUUUGUGGAGAAGCAUGGCAAUGACUUGAAUAUGAAGGCAACGGAGCAGGAAGAACCGUGCCCACAGGAACCUCAGUCUGUCUUUUACUACUGCAGGAUGCUGUUAAAUAUUCUUGGCAUGAAUUCCUGGGACAAAAGGACCAGUUUCCAUCUUCUGAAGAAAAAUGAAAAGCUUUUACGAGAACUAAAAAACCUAGACUCUAGACAAUGUCGAGAAACACACAAGAUAGCAGUGUUUUAUGUUGCUGAAGGACAGGAAGAUAAGCAUUCCAUUCUAACAAAUACUGGAGGGAGCCAAUCCUAUGAGGACUUUGUGGCAGGUCUUGGUUGGGAGGUUAACCUUACCAAUCAUUGUGGUUUCAUGGGUGGACUACAAAAAAAUAAGAGCACUGGACUAUCAACUCCAUAUUUUGCUACCUCUACUGUAGAAGUAAUGUUUCAUGUAUCUACAAGAAUGCCUUCUGAUUCGGAUGAUUCUUUAACUAAAAAGUUGAGACACCUAGGUAAUGAUGAAGUACAUAUAGUUUGGUCAGAACAUACAAGAGACUACAGAAGAGGAAUCAUUCCAACAGAGUUUGGUGAUGUCCUUAUUGUUAUAUAUCCAAUGAAAAACUAUAUGUUCAGUAUCCAUGUAAUGAAGAAACCUGAGGUACCAUUUUUUGGCCCACUCUUUGAUGGAGCAAUUGUGGAUGGAAAAGUCUUACCGUGUCUAGUACGAGCUACAGCAAUCAAUGCAAGUCGAGCACUAAAAUCGCUAAUUCCACUAUAUCAAAAUUUCUAUGAGGAGAGAGCUCGAUAUCUGGAAACAAUUGUACAACACCACCAGGAACCAACUACUUUUGAGGAUUUUGCUGCCCAAGUCUUCUGUCCAGCUCCUUGUCAUCAUUUACCAUCUGAUUCAGAAAACAUUGGGCUCAUCAAGGUAAAGGGCAAAGGCUUGAAACGGAAGGUCAUUCACGCUAGCUAUGAAUGGCUCAUGCCCAGAGAAUCAGCAGGUCGAAAGUCCUGCAGCACAGGGAGUGGACGGGAUCGACUUAGCCUCUCCAAUGUCACCUCGUGCUAGCAAGAGUCGUAUGUCUAUGAAAUUGCGACGUUCUUCUGGUUCAGCUAAUAAAUCCUAAUGACCACAUCAUAACAAAUAAUUACACUCUAAUUCCUCAGAACUAGCCUUGUAAAUGCUGUUUUUUUUCUGUUAUGUUGCUGCUUAAACCAAAUGUUUUGCCUUUUGCUAAUUAUUAGAUAUGUAUUUGCCACUCCGUAUUCAUUUGAAACCUGUUCCCUGUAAACUAUUUUUUUAUUAAGAACACUGGAGUUCUAUUUUUAGCUUACCAAAAUAUAUAUUUUAGCAAUCUAUGCUUUGUUGUACAGUGCAGCUGCCCUGCACCCACUUGAUUACUUACCUGUAUAUUUACUGCACUUUCAAUGAAAAACAUUUUCUUGUCCAAUUGUAUUUGGCUAGUUAAACUGAAUGGCCCAUUAGUUAUUGGGGAUUGUCUUUUGGAAAUUAUGAUAAAUUUGCUUUCAUGUACAUUAUCUACUUUGUACAUAGUUUUGAUUUUUCAGUAGAAACAUUUCAGAUUUCUUGUGCACAAUUCAGGAAUGUAAAGUAAGUUUUCAGUUUGUACGUAAAUGUAAAGUUAUGUUUAAGAAUAUAUUCACCAAAUCAAUCUUAUGGCACAGAACAUGUACAGAAUAUUUUCAUUUUAAAUUAUAAGAUAUGAAUUUCCCAAGGAAUGUAAAUGGUCUCUCAGCAUUUCAAUUAUAAAGAUUAGCUUAUGAGGAAAAUUAAUCUCUUAUGCUGAAAUGUAUAGACUUGCUUUUAUUUGAAGCACUGACAUAUCAUAUAUAUAUAUAAAUAUAUAUAUAAACAGACCUAAAACACUGAAAAUGCAGCUGAGUUACACUAUUUACCUUGUGCAUGGCUUCCAACCAAGAAACUAUAGAAAGUGAUACCAGAUUAGAGCCAAGGUGAAAUUUAUUAUUCAAACAUUGAAAAUUCUGUAAGUAUUUAGAUGUGCUCUUAUGGGCUUGCACUCUAUUUUCAAUUUUCUGUGAUCUGUUCACUAAGGGGAAAAGGGAUCAUUAAGAGUGUCUGUAUAAUCAAUUGAACUUGAAUUGAGUCAACUUUAAAUUGCUGAGGUGCACCUGAAUGCACAUUCCAGCUGUUUUGAUGUAUUUUCCUGUAAGGAACCAUUAUUCAUAUUUUGUAGGUAAAUUGGAAUGUUACUACUAACAGUAUGUAGCAUGAUGUCAGUACUAACUGCAUGUGUAAAUAAGUCAUAAGGUAAAAUAUAUAUAUUAUGUAAUGUCAUUCAUGUAGUUGUCUAUAAGAUUUGUAAUGGCUGAAGAAAGAUGUGCUGUUGAAUAUUGCAAUAAAAAAAUAUUCUUACCAUG